Arabis nemorensis is the source of this 1002-nucleotide messenger RNA. The record is from the annotation of a GenBank genome assembly. Lineage: Eukaryota; Viridiplantae; Streptophyta; Magnoliopsida; Brassicales; Brassicaceae.
AUGCAAGGCGGUGAAGAUGACGUCAGCUACGUCAACAAUUCCGAUCGCCAAGCUUUAGCUAUAACCUUAAGCAAACCAAUCCUUAUCUCAUCUCUCCAAACCAUCAAACUCUUUUCUACCAACUCUCCCAUCAGAAUCACCGACCUCGGCUGCGCAGCCGGCUCCAACACGUUCACGACUGUCGACACGGUGGUCGAAACGUUACGUAGACGAUACACGGCGGUGUACGGUGGUGGUUCUUUACCGGAGAUUGAGGCUUUCUUCUCUGACUUGCCUUCUAAUGACUUCAAUUUGUUGUUUAAACUGUUGACUGAGAAACGGAGAGUUGAUUCUCCGGCGAAGUAUUUCGCUGGAGGAGUCCCUGGUUCGUUCUAUGAUCGGCUUUUUCCCAGAGGAACGAUUCAUGUCGCUGUGAGCCUUAGUGCUUUACACUGGCUCUCUCAGUAUAUGCAAUCAGACCAUGAUUUGGAAAAUUUCUUGAAAUGUCGGAAAGAAGAAAUUGUGAAUGGAGGAGUGUUGUUUGUGUUAAUGGGUGGUCGUCCUUCGGGCUCAUGUAGUCAAUUUGGCGACCAAGGUACUCGAGCCAAACAUCCUUUCACAAUUACAAUGGAACAAGCUUGGCAAGAUUUAUUAGAUGAGGGUUUGAUAGAUGAAGAGACAAGAGACGGAUUCAACAUUCCGGCUUACAUGAGAAGUCCGGAGGAAGUGGCUGCCGGAAUUGACCGUAUCAGUGGUUUCAAGAUUGAGAAAAUGGAAUACAUGAAAGUGGUUGAACACUCGGAUGAGAAGAAAGAGGAGUGGAAGAAAGAUCCGGUUUCGUACGGUCGAGCCAGGACCAAUGUGGUUCAAGCUGCUAUUCGUCCCAUGGUCGAGGCUUACCUUGGACCGGACUUAUCCGAUAAGCUCUUCAAAAGAUACGAAAACCGGGUUUCGACAAACCGAGAAUUUCUUCAUAAAACUUGUUUCUAUGGAAUCGUCGUGUUUUCCGCAAUCCGAAUUUGA